This is a messenger RNA of Melitaea cinxia (Glanville fritillary), 6431 nucleotides long. It is a transcript of the gene Ziz, whose product is annotated as dedicator of cytokinesis protein 9. NCBI's taxonomy places the organism in Eukaryota, Metazoa, Arthropoda, Insecta, Lepidoptera, Nymphalidae. Gene Ontology annotation, biological process: positive regulation of GTPase activity; small GTPase-mediated signal transduction. The record is from RefSeq and is a predicted model, not a curated record. Gene Ontology annotation, molecular function: guanyl-nucleotide exchange factor activity. Bases 168 to 6332 code for a protein of 2054 amino acids. The transcript has 34 exons.
GUCAAAUCGUUAUUCGAUCCUGUACAGAUUUCGGCGAUGUUUCGGCGUUUAUUGUUGUGAUCGUCAUAAAUUUGUGUAAAAUGUGAAAACUGUGUUUUACGUCAAUAAAUAUAAAAAGGAUCCCUUUACAAAUUUGUUGGGAGAUGCUCUACCAUUGGUAGAUCAUAAUGCCUCCUGUAAUUUCUAGGAACAAGAAGAGUGGUGCUGAAUAUGAGAAUAUAAUAACAAAUAAAUCCAAUGUCCUUGAUUUUGAAAAAUAUAUACAAGAAAAUAAAACUUUGUUAUUAAAUGAUCCAUUGCGAGACAUUUUACUAUAUCCAUCGGAUGAUGUUUCUAGUGUAGUUCUUCCCCGUCGUUGGAGAACUGUAACGACAGCGGUGCCCGAUGUGAGGACGGCCGCUACUUGCCCCCUACUCACACGACAGGCAUUGCUAAGCUAUGCCUCUAGUUGGAAUCUCGUACAUUACAAGUACAGCAACUACUCGGGCUCUUAUCUUAAUUUGCCUAGACCAAUAGACAAUAAACUCGUUGAAGAAGUUUACGAUAUAGAUACCGAAGCAGAAAAUGAUAAUGAAGCUCAAACGAAGGUUGAUAUGGGAACAAAAGAGGGCUACUUGCUCAAAGGCCCAGAGAUUGGUUCAGAUAGGAUAUUUAGCAAUCUUGCAUCGAAGUCGUUUAAAAAGCGAUUCUGUUCAAUGGUUAGAGAAGCUGAUGGUACCUACAUCCUCGAAGUUUACAAGGACGAGAAAAAAACUGAUACUAAACUCACGAUUGUUAUGGACUUCUGUUCGGAUGUUGUUAAGAAUCCCAAGCGUGGAAAAUUCUGUUUCGAAUUACGUAUGUCGGGCAACAAAGGGUAUACGUUCGCAAGUGAAAACGAGGAGGAUAUGAAUGAUUGGAUUAACGCAUUUCAAGCAGCUCUUAAAAAGAAUCAGGACCAAGACGGUCAACAAACUGACGAAGUUAUGGAUAAAGAUGUAGAUAUAUCCCUGACCGCGGAGCCGCCUCCUCCGACGUACGGAACCCUUAAAGGUCUCGAACACAGCAUGAAUCCUCUUCUAAUGAGGUACUCUCGUGAAACAGACCUCUCGAUAGCCGCAGCACGCAAUGACUGUCGUUCUAACAUAUUCUUUUUGCCUUAUAAGAGGGUACCUUCGCCGGAACCUCAGUUGGAACCUUUCAAAGAGCAUUUUGGCCAAAGAAUUUUGCUCAAAUGUGAAAGCUUAAAAUUUAGAUUACAAGCGCCGAUAGAUGGCGAUAAAGAACUGCUCUGCCAAGUAGAGCCCUAUUUUACACAUCUCGCAAUUUACGAUGCCCGAAGUGGCAAGAAACUCACGGAAAAUUUUCACUUUGAUGUAAAUCACGCCGCAGUGAAGGAUCUAGUCAAAGAAAACGAGUGCACAAAAGCAUUAGUAGAAAAUUUUAGUUACGAUGUUAAAUUAGACGUUAAACAGAUCCCAGAAGAGUGGUUCCGAUCGAAGAGACAGGUUUUAUUAUCGAUAAACAAUCCUCAUCCAGACCUUUUUAUAGUAGUUAAAAUUGAUAAAAUUCUACAAGGGCACGUUAACCAAGUUAUCGAGCCUUAUGUGAAGGCCACAAAGGACCCUCGCUUAGGUCUUAAAGUCCACAAAACCAUACAAGCUUAUGCCAACCGUGUUGGAAACUAUCGAAUGCCUUUUGCUUGGACUGCUAAACCAUUGUUUAAGUUAUACAGCAAUGAUUUAGAUACCACUCCUGAAUUUCCAGCCAUAUAUCGCCAAGAACCUAAUAAAAUGUCCGAUGAGGACAUAUUAAAAAUUUUGUCAGACUACCGAAAAGCUGAAAAGUUGGCUAAACUGACAGUCAUACCUGGAUGGCUGAGCAUCAAUAUACAGCAGAGCGUCGAACAAAUACCGAAUUGUAUGACGAGCUCGUAUGCAGCAUUAAAACCAUUCCCGCUGCCUCCACACUCACCUCUCACACUAGAGCUGGCAACGCUGAACGUAGAGUCCGAGCAACCAUAUGCCGCCUACAUCCAUCACUUAUACGUACGACCGCUGACGUUGAACUUCGAAUCUCAGAAGGUAUUCGUGAGAGCGAGGAACAUCGCCUGCACCAUUGAACUUAAGGAAAAUGACAUGGGUGACGUCAAGCCUUUGCAGGUUAUAUACGGACGUAUAGGUAUGACGUCACAGUACCGUUGCUCGGUACUACAUCACAAUGCAAACCCGAGUUGGUGCGAUGAAGCCAAAAUAAGAUUACCGGCUACCAUCACUCCCACUCAUCACUUGCUGUUUACCUUUCACCACAUAUCUUGCGACCUCGCCAAGAAAAAUGACACGAAUGUCGAAACUUGCAUAGGGUAUGCUUGGGUGCCUUUGCUGAAGAAUGACAAAUUCAUCGAUGAACUAAUCAGUUUACCCAUUGCUACUCAUUUACCAUCUGGGUACUUAGCAAUUCAACCACUCGGUCUCGGUAAAGGGAACACAGGCCCAGAAGUAGUGUGGGUGGAGGGAGAAAAGCCGCUAUUCCGAUGUCAAUUAGUACUAGACUCAACGGUGGCGACAAGGGAUGUACACUUGCACAACUUAUUCUCUCAAAUUGAGCGUUUGAUAAAGAUGAGUUCUCCCCCCACGUCCCCCACCCCGCCACCCUGGCAUGACGUCUGCAACGCGCUCAAAACUGCGCAUGCGAUCGAUUUGACCUCUUUGAUCGCCUUUAUGCCGACGAUUUUAAACCAACUUUUUGAUCUCAUGACAAUUGAAAAAGGAUACUCACUUGAUAUGGGCUUCCAAGUAGUUAAAUUAAUUGUACAUUUUGUGCAUUUGGUACAUGAUUAUGGAAGGAAAGACCUACUGGACAGCUAUGUAAAGUAUGUGUUCAACUGUGUGGAGUUCAAACUGCACACAGUGCUGACGGCUCCUCUCCAUCUGUUCGUGGACCCCAACCAGCAAGACUUCCUCAUAUGUCACAAAUUCAUGCAGUAUUCCAGCUUUUUCUUUGACAUCAUUGUCAAGAGUAUGGCGCAGUAUUUAAUUAACACAGGCAGAAUUAAAAUGUCUCGAAAUGAAAGAUUUCACAGCGACCUAUUGGAAAACAUUGAUAAAUUAGUAUCUACCGUUGAGCCGUCGUAUAUUUUGCAACAACCAAUGCAAACUCAUAUUUUUAACAAAAAUUUGGCUCUUUUUUUAAAAUCGUGUCUAUCAUUCAUGGACCGAGGAUUCAUAUUUCGUCAAGUGAAGAAAUAUUUGGAAAAGUUUAAAUCUUGCGACCCGAAAGCGUUGUUUGACUUCAAGUUCACGUUUUUGCAAACAAUCUGCUCUCACGAACACUACGUUCCUUUUAACUUGCCACUACAAGCCAAUAAGCUAGCCAAAGAUUCAGAUGAAGAACCAUCAAAAUUAAAAUUAACGGAUGAGUUCAUCAUGAGACAUUUUCUUGCCGGGGUCCUCUUGAAACAGGUUGAGCAAUCACUCCGCGAGGCGCCACAGAAGCGGCGUGCGGCGCUGGGCGUGCUGCGCGCGCUGCUCACCAAGCACGAGCACGACGACCGCUACCGCACGCGGCAGGCGCGCGCGCGCCUCGCGCAGCUCUACGCGCCCUGGCUCUCCGUCGUGCUCGAUAACGCUCAUCGUCUGGUUACUAAAACACUCGCAAGCCCUGUUCUAGAAAAUGGUCAUGAUAAAGUAGACGGAGAUAUCACUGGUACGUCAGCUCUCAAUAGCACACAGAAGGAGGUUGUAUCAGCGAACAGUACACCGCGUAGAAAUAGACUAACAUUGCACUUCGACCACACUCCCGUGCGGAACUCAGCUCACUUCAAAGAACCGCCCAAUAUUUCAAAUAACAUGUAUGGAAAAGAUAACGUAAAUAACAUGUCGCAAAGCUCUCUAGAAUCGGUGUCGACGAUGUCGGGCGGUGAUUCUUUGCCACGAAAUACACGAUUAGAUUUGAGUGAAAUCGGUGACCAAGUUAACAGAUUUGGUGUGAUGUCCGCGGAGGAGGUGCGCGAUGUGCUUUUGUGUUUCCUGUUUGUUUUGAAGUACUUGGAUGACGACAGGCUCGUCGAGUGGUGGAAGACUCACUCGCAAGCACAACAACAAUCAUUUUUCAAUGUUUUAGAAAUAUGUGCAGAACAGUUCCAAUAUAUCGGUAGAAAGAAAAUUCUAUCAGAGCUACGUGUCCCGUCACCAGAUUGCAACGGCAAGCCUAAACCAGUAAAAGCCAGGACAUUGCCCGCUAGAAUGAGUCCGCCGGACUUCUCGAAAGAACCACCGAUCAUAGUUGAGAAAAAUAACACCGUUAACAGGGAAAAUCUAGUCAAUACCACAGUCACAAAUGAAUUAGAAACACUGUCCGAGUACACAGUAAUAACAGCCGGCUGCCUCGCUACGGAAGUGGGACUCAUUAUUAUAGAUAGGGUUUGUUUAUUUAUGCGAAACUUUGGAGCAGCCGAGGGGGUUGCUGCAAAACCAUACCUUAAGCUCUUACAGUACCCGCAGAGCGAAACAUUGUAUAAACAUCUUUUCGCGGCUCUGAGAGCGUACAUCAAUCAAUACUCAGAUACAUUAUUUGAAGGCGGCAGCGCGCUGUGCGGCGGCGUGGUGCGCGCGGUGGUGCGGCAGUGCGCGGCGCGCGCGGCGGCGCUGCGGCGCGAGGCGGCGGCGGCGCUGUACCUGCUCAUGCGCGCCAACUUCCAGCACGCCGCCGCCGGGAACCUCACGCGCGUGCACCUGCAGGUCAUUAUUGCAGUAUCAAAAUUACUGGAUAAUUCGACAGCACUUAACUGUAAACGGUUUCAAGAAUCACUUUCAGUUAUAAACUGCUUCGCUACUGGAGAUAAAGCUAUGAAAGGAACAGGCCUGUCUACGGAGGUGGCGGAGUUAAUGCGUCGCGUACGCACCGUGGUGGGGGCGCGCGCUCGCCUCGCGGGCGUCGGCGGCUCGGCUGGAGCGGGGGCGGGCAGCGUGCACCUGGCGGAGCUGCAGCACGCGCUGGCCGCGUCGUGCCGCGCCACGCCGCGCCUGCGCCACGCCUGGCUCGCCACGCUGGCCGAGCACCACGCGCGCCACUGCGACCACGACGAGGCAAUGUGUUGCCAACUCCACAUAGCAGCACUCAUAGCAGAAUAUCUGAAACAACGCGGAACGCUGACUUGGGGCGCUGAAGCCUUUGACGGCUUGUCGAAGAACAUCCCGAGAGACGAAACCGGCCUUAAGAUAGAUGAAGGUAUGACAGACGUUCAUUACAAUGAGCAAGCACUGCUAGAUCAACUGAUGCUGUGUACGGAGUACGUGGAUAAAGCGGAGCGAUACGAACUUCUGGGACCCUUGUACCGCCUCGUGAUACCUAUUUAUGAGCAGAGGAAAGAUUACCAAUCGCUCCUUACAUGCUACCAACAUCUCACCAAAGCUUACGCUAAAGUCAUUGAAGUCACUAAUUCAGGAAAACGACUUCUCGGUAGAUUCUAUAGAGUGGCGUUUUUUGGAAAAGCCCAUUUCGGUGAUGACGAGGAUGGUAUAGAAUUUAUUUACAAGGAACCGAAAUUGACGUCACUGAGCGAAAUCUCAGAAAAACUUCAAAAUUUUUAUGAGCAAAAAUUCGGUGCAGGUUGCGUCAAAAUGAUCAUGGAUUCGGCGCCGGUGAAUCGAGACGAGCUGGACGGCAAGCUAGCGUACAUCCAAGUGACGUGGGUGCGCGCGGCGGCGGGCGGGCUGGCGACGGGCGAGGGCUCGUUCGAGCGCGCGCACAACGUGCGCCGCUUCGUGUUCGAGACGCCCUUCACGCGGGACGGCGCCGCGCGCGGGCCCGUGCACCACCAGCGGCUGCGGCUCACGCACCUCACCGCUGAAAGCUGGUUCCCGUAUGUAAAACGUCGAGUGCCGGUCAUCGAAACGCAAGUGGAAGAAAAAAGUCCCAUAGAAGUAGCCGUUUCCGAGAUGGAAAGUCAGGUGGCCGAACUUGCGGAAAUCGUCAACGCGAAAGCACCAGAUAUUAAGAAAUUGCAACUCAGAUUACAAGGAAGUAUAUGUGUGCAAGUGAAUGCUGGUCCACUGGCGUACGCGAACGCUUUCCUUGACCCCACGUUAGCUCCGAUGUAUCCAGACGACAUGGUCAACAAACUGACGACGACAUUCAAAGAAUUUCUGACAGUCUGCCACGCGGCAUUGCAACUGAACGCCAAAUUAAUAAGUUCGGAUCAAGUUACAUACCAGGAGGCUUUGGAAACGAACUACUACAAGUUAAGCGACUCGCUAACCACCAUGCUCGGUCAGCCUCUACAAGACAUACUUGUUAACGGAAACCUAAGCACCACCGUCACUGGCGUAGAACUCGAAUCUAGUAAUGCUUAGAAAAUUUUAUUUAAUUAUCUGCACCGUUUAUAAGUUAAAAUUAGUAUUAAUAAAACUGUUAAACUGACCUGUCGUCAGUGUUGCCAGAUUAUUAAUGGA